Molecule: messenger RNA, 1347 nt
Organism: Branchiostoma belcheri (Belcher's lancelet)
Lineage: Eukaryota; Metazoa; Chordata; Leptocardii; Amphioxiformes; Branchiostomatidae
Product: kinase D-interacting substrate of 220 kDa-like
Exons: 5
Coding region: 51-800 (249 amino acids)
Molecular function (GO): protein binding
Source: RefSeq, a predicted model, not a curated record
AGAACAACAACACGCGCGCAAGCUGUGCCCACAACAGCGGUCCUGACGACAUGGCGGAAGACGCGAAUGAAGCUCUGCUGUACGCUGCUCGGAACGGCUGUCUACAAGGCGUUAAAGAUGCUCUGAAAGCCGGUGCAGACAUUGACUAUGAGGAUGAUGAGAUCACAGCGCUGUUACAUGCUUCCAUCAACGGGGAUGUCGACAUCGCAAGACUGCUGCUCCGCCAGGGGGCGUCCGUAUCGAAGAGAACCAAGCAGAUAUCAUGUGGCCCCCUUCAUGCAGCAGCGGGCAAUGGGCAUACAGAAGUAGUGAAGUUGCUGGUACAUCAUGGGGCAACAUUAGCCGUCCGGGAUGCCUACCAGAGAACCCCACUCAUGGUUGCCAUCAUGUACAAACAAGUGGACACUGGUCGGCAACUGAUCGAGCUUGGGGCGAGAGUUGAUCUGACCGACGAUCAGGGUGUGGCGGCCAAGAGGUACUGUGAGUUUUACAUGAAGGGCGAAGACUUGGACUGUGCACGUAAAGAGAUGCUGGGGCUGAUAGAAGAAGCACUGAAGACCAAGCUGCUGAGAUGCUGCAACCCUACAUGUGGCAAACCGGGCUACAGGUCCACCCUGAAGCUGUGUGCCCAGUGCAAGCUGACCCGGUACUGCAGCCGAGACUGUCAGAAACAACACUGGACUGUCGGACACAAGAAGAGCUGCGGACAUGACGCGUACACUGGCAAUGGACCAGACCCUUUGUACCUAAAAUUGACCAGGUUGAGGAUAGCGUAUCAAAAUAGCUUACAACAAACAUAACUCUACAGACUUUACAACUUUUUCCAUUUUUAGAAUGAAAUGUUUGAUCACUACUUCAGGGGACGGAUGUAUUGUUUUGGGUGGCCGAGUCCUGGGUUUGUCUUUCUGUCCUGAUAGCUUCGGUUUCAUAUUAUGCAGGAAGCAUCAUACAACCCCCUCUACGGUUCCAAUACAGUCAUGAAAACCCAAAACACUUCCAGGUCUGUGAACUUAAAGACUGCAUUUACAUAUACCUCAAAUAUAUUGCACCUUGUAACGUUACAUGUGCUACAGUUUCUUCAUGAAGUUCAUGUAAAAUACCAGCGUGUCUGUGUGUUUCCGCAACUUUGUUGUCAGCAUAACUUUACCUUCUGAGGUUAAGUUAGAAUUUAGAACAGAGAAAUUGUCUAUUAAACAAAACCAUAGAAAGCUCAACUUUGGGUGGCACCCCUAUAGUACAGCAGUGACAUCUAGCAUCUCUUGUAUUACAAGUAGUUACCUUCGUCAGAUGGGUAUGUUGUCCAUUUGGGCUUGGUUGAGUGGUUGUAGUGUGGGUCUGUAUGAAUAU